This is a messenger RNA of Ciona intestinalis (vase tunicate), 2639 nucleotides long. Lineage: Eukaryota; Metazoa; Chordata; Ascidiacea; Phlebobranchia; Cionidae. The record is from RefSeq and is a predicted model, not a curated record.
AUGAGCACCAUCAAAAAACUGAAAAGACGGUUUUCGCUGUCUAUGCGUAGAAGCCGCAGCAACUUGGUGGACGAAUCAAUUUCUGAAAUAACCGAGCACCUUACUAUGGAAGAGAAUGGAGUUAUAGAACAGAAAGACACUCCAAUCUUCGGUAUAGGGUCUGAUGGUGAGGGGGGCAACACAUCCUCGGACGGUCUUCCUACACCCACUGUCACCCUCCGGAAUAAUAAAAAACUGAACGAUCAACUGAUGAGCAAGAGACUCUCUCUUCCAGCCACUGUCCCGUUCGGUCCUCCUUUAUUUCAAAGAUUUUCUCCGUCUUUUGAGCAACCAAUGUCUAGAAGACUAAGAAGAGCUUCUUUGUCCGAGAUUGGCUUCGGGAAACUGGAGUCGUAUAUCAAAUUGGAGAAGCUUGGAGAAGGAACCUACGCCACAGUGUACAAAGGUCAAAGCAAGCUAACUGACAAUCUUGUUGCAUUGAAAGAAAUCCGACUAGAGCAUGAAGAAGGGGCGCCCUGUACAGCUAUCCGUGAAGUAACUAACUGCAUUAACCCCUCUAUGAUGUCAGUGAUUCAGCUCUCUCUCUUUGAAAUACGGUCUAAUAAUAGGCAGUAUAUAAGCUUGUGGUUUAUAUUAACAAGCUACCAUGUAAUUUUCCAGGGAACCUACGCCACAGUGUACAAAGGUCAAAGCAAGCUAACUGACAAUCUUGUUGCAUUGAAAGAAAUCCGACUAGAGCAUGAAGAAGGGGCGCCCUGUACAGCUAUCCGUGAAGUCUCAUUACUGAAGGAUUUGAAGCAAGCGAAUAUUGUUACUCUCCACGACAUUGUGCACACAGAUAAAUCGUUGACACUUGUGUUUGAAUACCUGCCUCAGAAUCUCUUAAUUAACGACAAGGGUGAACUAAAACUAGCAGAUUUUGGUCUGGCACGCGCAAAGUCAGUUCCAACUAAAACAUAUUCCAAUGAGGUUGUUACAUUAUGGUAUCGACCACCAGAUGUCUUACUUGGAUCAACUGAGUAUAAUUCAUCUAUAGAUAUGUGGGGAAUUGGUUGUAUUUUCUAUGAGAUGGCAUCAGGUCGUCCUCUCUUCCCAGGAUCCGCCGUUUCCGAUCAACUUCAAUUGAUCUUCCGGACACUGAGCACUCCAACAGAGGAGACAUGGCAGGGAGUCAGUAACCUUCCUGGUUAUAAGGAACACGUGCGAAGGUAUCACCCGGGUGAAUCUUUACGAUCCAUCGCGCCAAGGUUGGAACAAGAAGGUCUUGAUCUUCUCUCAAAACUUCUUGAGUACAACCCAGCUAAAAGAAUAUCAGCCAGCACCGCUCUUCACCACCCCUUCUUCAAACCUCUAGGAGAGAAUGUUCAUAAACUCCCUGAUACCACCUCUAUUUUCACUCUUCCUGGAGUAACGCUGAGUAAGAAUCCCGGAAGUCGCAGCAUCCACCAUGUGAGCAGGAGCGGUCGACGACAGUCGAUGCUGUUUUGAUCCCUAAUGUUAUUCGUAAAAACUUUAUCGGUGAAUUAGUGUUGGCGCAUGCCAUUUGACUCUAGGUCUCUUAAGGUUGAGUUAGAUUUCUAUUUUUCCCUUUUUUUUCUAAAUUAUAUUUGCCGCCGGCCUCCCGGGGUCGCCGCACAAAACCCCUCUUUCUGUACUGUGACGUGUAGGACACGCGCUUCACUUUUUAUUUGUAUUUGUCAAUUGUACUAUCACCCUCAUUCCUGGGCUCCUAGACCCCACUCUGGACCCCUAUAUAGUGAGGAAUUCUCAUUAAACUGCCUUCAUUUUUGCGCGAGAAAAAAGUUACUGCACGUUAUGAGAUCUUUACCCAACACCGUUGCACUGAUAAUAAUCAAAUAGAAAUUUAAUCACAUCGUCACAUUCCAACUUUAAAACAAAUCGAUACAAAUAGGCGCCAAACCUGGGCUGGCAGGGUAGGCAGGCCUAACCUGGGGUUUUCUGCACCUCAGUAAUAGGUUAACAACAUUACAAUAAAAAAUUAGAUUUAAUUCAUAGUAAUACAUGUCCCUGCCUCCCCUGUAUUUUAAAAGUUUGGCGUUUAUGUGUAUAUCACAAAACAAAGGAUAAGGUGUUUAAAUUGGUCAUUUUUAAACAGCAUAAUAAGGUGGCUACAACAUGGUAACAAUUAAUUAUUCUUUAUCCAAUUUUCCAAUCGUUUUCUAAUCAGUUAAAAAAAAUUAAAUCAGUCUUGUAAAUAUUUCUCAUUAAAAAGUGGUGAUACUCUCUUUUCACCCUUGACUUCCAGUUUUCAUCUUAAAAUUUGUGUUUUCUUUACUCAAAAUCACAUAACUACUAACUGAAUUACUUGCACUGAUAAUGGUGCUUAGAAAAUUAGAGAAUAUAGUUCAUUAAAAGUCUGAUAUUGGUCUUAACUCUAUUUUCUAUCCAUGUUAUACCCUAUAAUGUCCAGGUCAUCUCCCUUGGCAUAUUUAGAUUUCGAUUCCCUUAAGUGCUGUAGUAAAUAAAUCUUUUUAGUUGCAAUUUUUCAUUUUUUUUUUCAAACACUGUUUACUAUUGUGGCCACGACGUGUGUUUCUGUAAUGAUUGUUACAUGCAUGGUGCAACGAUAAUGCUUUUAUGGCGUAAUAAUACAACGUAAUCAACAUUGGCGUUGCAAA